Messenger RNA from Pieris macdunnoughi, 2259 nucleotides. Lineage: Eukaryota; Metazoa; Arthropoda; Insecta; Lepidoptera; Pieridae. The record is from the annotation of a GenBank genome assembly.
AUGGCUCAUUUUAGACGCGAUAUUACGUAUAGUGCAUUAAACAAUGAAUUAGUACCACCAUUAGCAAUAUCUGCUGAAAAUGCAGCUGGUUCACCAACUGUGAUAUCUCUAGAUCAAGAACAUGACGACUCUACCAAUGUUAUCAUUCACAAAGUACCGCAAACAAAGGGAGGAUGGACACAUAUUCAAGAUCUAGAUUCUUUUUUUACAAGAAUGUAUAGAUACUAUGUUAGAGGGGGAUUUUAUCCUAUGAUUAUGUCUGAUAUAUUUUAUUUGUUACAAUUUGUAUUCAUCGUCUGGUUUUCUACAUUCUUAGUGCAUUGUGUUAAUUAUCAGAAACUAUUUAGAAAUGACCCAAAUAUAACUAGAAGUGAUAAACUUAGCUUAAGUGAUGUUAUAUUACCAACAACAGAAUGUCGUGCUAGUAUUUCAUGGCAAUGGUGGUGUCUCAUAGUAUUGUGUUUAAUUAUUUGGCUUAUGAGGCUGAUAAUAUCAAUAUAUCAUUUAUAUUAUGCCUAUGAUACAAAGCUAUUUUAUAAUAAUGCAUUAAGAAUUAAAGAGAGUGACUUGGGAUGGGUUAAUUGGACAACAAUACAGGAUAGAGUGAGGGAGGCUCAACCAGAACAUCAUAUGUGUGUUCAGAAACAGGAAAUCAACGAACUAGACAUUUAUCACAGAAUACUCAGGUUUAAUAACUACAUGGUGGCAAUGGUUAACAAGAAUCUAUUACCGCUGCAAAUACAUGUGCCUUGUGUUGGAGAUUUUCACUAUUUAUCAAAAGGUCUAAAGUGGAAUUUGGAGUUUCUCUUAUUUUCUAGUCCAUGGAGCCCUUGGGAAAACUGCUGGCAGCUUCGUUCAAAUUACAAAGACCCAACAAAAAGAAUGGUUUUAGCUCGACAACUCGAACGACAAAUAUUACUUUUAGCUCUAGCAAAUUUUGUACUUGCACCUCUGAUAUUAGCGUGGCAAAUAUUAUACUUUUUCUUCAAUUAUGCUGAGUUAAUAAAGAGAUCGCCAGGGUCACUCGGCCUACGGACUUGGUCGCUUUACGCUCGAAUAACUCUGAGGCAUUUUAAUGAGCUCGAACACGAAUUGAGGGAUCGACUAAAUCGCGCUCACAAACCUGCGCUGAAAUAUUUAGCGAGUUUCAGUUCGCCUAUCACAACCGUUAUUGCGAGGAAUAUUGUGUUUGUAUCGGCGAGUAUUCUCGGAGUAUUGGUUGCCCUUUCAGUGUACGACGAAGAUGUAUUGACCGUAGAACAUGUCCUAACAAUAAUCACUAUCCUCGGCUGUGUUCUCGCUGGAGCUAGAGCUUUAAUAGGACUCGAGGAACAUCUUGAUGGUGGGUGCACGGGGCCAACCCGCGGUGAAGAAUUAUUUGUACAAGUGUUGGGAUACGUACACUAUCUGCCAGCCGCUUGGAGGGGUCGCGCCCAUACAAAAGACGUGGCUGCUCACUUCCAACAACUGUUUCAGUUCCGAGCGGUGUACAUUCUGUUCGAGUUGCUUAGCCCUCUACUUUGUCCACUUGUCCUAUUAUCACUCCGCGCACGCGCACUCGAUAUAGUGGACUUUUAUAGGAACUUCACAGUUAGCGUGCUUGGAAUCGGAGAUGUUUGCUCAUUUGCUCAGUUGGAUAUCAGACGCCAUGGACAUCCUGAUUGGCAGACUCCGUUGAAGUAUGAUAAAGUAAAAGGUGGCAAUACACAAUAUAAUCAGGGUGAAGGUGGUAAAACAGAAUUGUCUCUGGUCGCAUUCUCUUGCCGACACCCGGGAUGGCAUCCAAGUGAACCCGCACAAAGACAAUUUUUACGAUCUCUACGACAGAGUAUGCACCAUGCUUUACCCGCAAACAAUGGCCUGAACAAAACAAUGCUGGGAUCGUACAUUCAACAAAGUAUAUUCGGUGUCAACACUCCAUUACCUGCAGUUCUCUCCUAUUAUCAGCAGCAGAAAACUCAAUAUCGACUACCGGACAUGGAUGAAACGAGCGACGAAGAAGAGGGACCAAGUGGACAAUCAGUGAAGGAUCAAGGCCUGGCUGGUGCCAGCAGUGCAUUGGGUGCCAGCGCGUUAGGGCUUGACCCCACUACCGAAAUGCCAGCAGAUGAAUUGCGUGAUAUAUCAGUCAGUACUCUACACCUCUACGAUCUUCAUCUCUCACAGGGUGGCGGCAACGUAUCGUGUUGUACGAACAAAUGCAGCGAACGGCCAUCUCGUUGGUCAAGCGGUGAGCAAACGCCGCUACUACGUCCUUAA